Alternaria alternata is the source of this 1210-nucleotide messenger RNA. RefSeq lists its product as hypothetical. Lineage: Eukaryota; Fungi; Ascomycota; Dothideomycetes; Pleosporales; Pleosporaceae. The transcript is spliced from 3 exons. Bases 188 to 1000 code for a protein of 270 amino acids. The record is from RefSeq and is a predicted model, not a curated record.
CACUAUUCUAUUGAGUCGCAUUCCUAGAGUCGUUUCACUCCAGAUCUUGAACAUUGCGUCAUUCAGGGUCUGACUGCAUUACGUCUUCUAUCUUAGAUACCAAGCAUCCGGCGCAUCCUCACAACAACACUUGUUUUUUUACACUGCUUUUCUCCAGUUGCGCAUUCCACCACUCACAUAACUCAACAUGUCGUCGAAACUAGUACCGUCCGACCCGGCCGCCGUUAUGGUGAUACGCGAUGUCGUUCCACGCGUUAUCACCACUCUAUCAGUUCCCUUUUGGAGAUUCGGUCGCAUAAAGAUUGGCGGAAGAGGAACAAUCGUGCGCCUCGAAUCCGGUGCUCUUGCGGUCUUCUCUCCUGUCGCGCUGACCGACGAUGUCAAGCAGAAGGUAUCCGAGUUGGGCGAAGUGAAGUACAUUGCAGCCCUGGAUGCAGAGCACCACAUCUUCCUUGGUCCCUGGCACAAGGAAUACCCUAACGCGCAAGUCAUGGGCCCCGACGUCCUCCCCGAAAAGCGUGAAAAGCAAAACGACGAAAAGGUCCCCUUCUCCAUCCUCUUUGGCGAGAAUAAGCGCGUCGAGUCCAUAUCACCCGAGUUCGAUGCCGAGUUCGACUGGGAGUACGUCCCCUCGCAUAUCAACAAGGAGCUCGUUUUCCACCACCGUCCUACCCGUACUCUCAUUCAGGCAGACCUCAUGUUCAACCUGCCUGCUACGGAGCAGUUUAGUAAAACGGGUAUUGAUGCGAAUAGUGGAAUUCUGACAAAGAUCUUCACGGCCUUGCAGGGCACGAAGGGCGACGCGAAGUGGCAGCAGCGCACCAUCUGGUAUGGAACUAGUGCAAAGGACAGGACGGGUUUUGCUGCUAGUAUGGAGAGGAUCAACAAGUGGGGAUUCAACAGGAUCAUUCCUUGUCACGGAGAUGUCAUGGAGGGAGAUGGUAAGGGAAUCUUUGAGAAGGUUAUGAAGUGGCAUCUGGAGGGAAAGAAGAGUACUUGAGUGGGUUGCUAAACAAUUUGUGUGGGCGUAAGAGGAGGUGCGGGGUUGAGAGUUGUGUGAUGAUACCAGGUGCUGUAGGAGUGGUUUUUUGUUUCUACAUGUACUAUCAGUUUAGCUAUUUCCUUCGUCUUUGCUAGCAAGGCGUUAUGAGUAUUGCAGCAAAAACUAUAUUUCCAGAGAUACCAUAAUUGAUUGCUGUCCCUCACUUGU